UACCUCCCUUAGAUUACACAAGAACAAGAUUACUCGUUGUUGUACCAAAUGGAGCUCAACACCAGAAGGUCUAGCAACAGCAAGGGCAAGGCCAAAGCCAUGGCCAAGAUCGUGGAAGAAAAGGAGGAGGAGGAGGCUGAAUAUUUCAGCUCAAGCGGUUGCGGCUGCGGCUGCUUCCUCUGCGUUGUCAAGCAGCCGGACGCCCGGCUACGCCGCGCCAGCCUUGCGGCCUUCUUCAGGGAGUUGCCUUACUGCGAGGAUGACGGUGGCGGCAGUAACGGCCAGUCAUGUGCAGCGGCGGUUGGCGCCGUAUGGCGCGCGGCCAUGGCCGCGCCCGACGACCCGGAGCUCCCGUCACUCGGCGCGAUCCGGUGCAUGUCCCUCCUCCUCGCCCGCGCGCUCGCCGACGCGGCGUGGUGCCGUCGCGGCGACAACGUGUAUGUGCCGUACUACGCCGCCCACGUCAUCGGCUCGUACGCCAUCCGCUCCUCUGCGCACGCCGAGCUGGCCGUCGCGGCUGGGGCCGUGCGUCCCCUGCUGUCUCUCCUCGGCGGCGCCAUGACGUGGGUCGAACAGCGCGCGGCAGCACGCGCCCUGGGCCACCUUGCCAGCUACGACGCCACGUUCCCUGACGUUGCGCGGCACGCCGCCGACGCGGUGCCUCUCGCCGUGCGCGCCGCGUCCACCUGCAUCCGCGACGUCUACGCGAACUUCGUCGCCCUGGCACCGAGCAGGCGGCCUAAGUACCAGCGGGACCUUAUGGCGCGAGGUAAUGGCAGCGGCGCCGACGCCGAGGACCGGAAGGCGGAGGAGUGGGCGAGCCAGCUCCAGUGCUGGUCGCUCUACUUCCUGAGCUGCCUCGCCUCCAGGGACCUGUCAUCUCAUGACAUGAUAUGCCAAGAUGCCGUGUUCUUGCGCGAGCUGUCCCUGAUGUGGGGCGGCCUGGCGAACGGCGACUCGCCAGCCGGCGUCGGGCUGCUGCGCCUCCUCUGCAGGAGCGCAGUCGGCCGCGGCGCCAUCGCGGCGUGCCGCGACGCGCUCUCCAGUCUCUGCGACCUCGCGCGGUCCUCCGACGACUGGCAGUACAUGGCCAUCGACUGCUUGCUCCUCCUCCUUGAGGACCGCGACACAUGGCACGCUGUUGCUGAUGCCACGGCGCCGUGCCUCGUUGACUUGGCCGAGCUCCGGCACCUCGGCCCAAGGCGAUGGCUCGGCGAUGCCAUUGCAAGUGCACUUCUUCUUGAUGAUGAUGACUAUGUCGGUGGCCGUGAACUAGGCGUGGAAGCAAAGGAAGUGAUUGCCAGCUUGAGGGAACUGAAGGUAGAGAGGAAGGAGAGAGAGGAAGCAAUGCCUAGGGAUGAGCUGCUCAGGAGAGAGAUCCUAGCGAAGGAGAAGAAGAGGCAAGGCAAUGAGAGGUUCUUGCGCGGCGACGUGGACAAGGCGAUUGAUAUGUACACCGAGGCCUUGGAGCUGUGCCCCUUGAGCAGAAGGAGGGAGCGGCUGGUGCUGAACAGCAACCGUGCGCAAUGCCGGCUAGCGCGGCGCGAUGCUGACGCGGCGGUGAGCGACGCGACGCGCGCGCUCGCCCUGGCGAGGCCGGUGAACGCGCACGCCAAGAGCCUGUGGCGCCGUGCGCAGGCGUACGACAUGAAGGGCAUGGCCAGGGAGAGCCUUCUGGACUGCUUGGCCUUCGCCGGCGCGUGGCUCGACCGCCGGCGGAAGCACUCGCGGAGGGCGGUACGCGGCGCCAACCCGAAGCUGCCGUACUGCGCCGCGCGGAUGAUCAGCAAGCAGAUGAGCGCAACAGGGCUGUUCGCCGGCGUGGCGAUGAGCGGCAACAAGGUAGGUAGCGAUGAUUGCAUGCCACGGGGCAGCGAAGACGACAACGGGGACGACGAGGAUGAUAGUGAUGACGACGACGAUGAAAGCGAGGAGGAAUUUGUUGACAAUGCAGGAUUAAAGAUUUGCACGUCAGGUAGGGAUUUGCCGAUCAUCACGGGAGAUGUUUGGAGGAGGUUGUCACGGAGAACACAGUGCAAAUCGUUUGUUAUCUCAUGAUCCACGUUGUAAGCUAGCUCAGUGAUAAGCGAUAACCGUAGUGAGAUCAGGACUUUAACUGCGGUUUUUGCCAGAAUCAGAGUUCAAGUGAUAGGUGCAAUGGAUAAACUUCGAUGCAGAU
This is a messenger RNA of Phragmites australis (common reed), 2179 nucleotides long. RefSeq lists its product as uncharacterized. NCBI's taxonomy places the organism in Eukaryota, Viridiplantae, Streptophyta, Magnoliopsida, Poales, Poaceae. Gene Ontology annotation, molecular function: protein binding. The coding region runs from base 49 to 2058 and encodes 669 amino acids. The transcript is spliced from 2 exons. The record is from RefSeq and is a predicted model, not a curated record.